This is a messenger RNA of Lathyrus oleraceus (garden pea), 706 nucleotides long. RefSeq names its product non-specific lipid-transfer protein 1. The transcript has 2 exons. Gene Ontology annotation, molecular function: lipid binding. The record is from RefSeq and is a predicted model, not a curated record. NCBI's taxonomy places the organism in Eukaryota, Viridiplantae, Streptophyta, Magnoliopsida, Fabales, Fabaceae. Gene Ontology annotation, biological process: lipid transport. The coding region runs from base 84 to 449 and encodes 121 amino acids.
AAUCCAUUCCAAUCCAAACCAAACCAUUCUUCAAUUAAUCAAUUUUGCUAGCCAUCGUCAUCAUCAUCAAGACCUUUUUCACGAUGGCCAGCAAAAAUGCGAUCAAAUGCAAUUCCAUUGCACUCAUAAUAUGCAUAGCAUUGUGUGCUCCAUUUCUAUCUAUGGCUGUAUUAACUUGCUGUGACUUGAAACCUGUUUUAGAUGCAUGCGAUUCCUACGCAAGACAUGGUGGAGAAUGUGUCUCACAAGAUUGUUGUUUCGAAGCUAUGAACCUAAAAAACAAUCUCAUCAAUUCUCAUCAAGAUUACGUUACUGCUUGCCAUUGCAUUCAAGAUGCUGCUGUCAAAACCCCUAACCUCAAUCAUACAGCUUUUUCAAUCAUCCCUGCGGGUUGUGGAAUUCAAUUGCCCUUCAAUUUUCGGGUCGAUAUGAAUUGUGACAGCUUGUAAUGUGCAACUUGAUCGCUCCAUUUGAAUGAUGAUGCUAUGGUGCUCACAAACAAACUUAUUAUUCUUUAAUUGUAUUUAGAAAGGAUCAUGCUAUGACUCAUUGUGAGAAUUUUGGGUUUUGAAUUUGUAUCGCAUCAAUUAUUGUAUCAUGUUUUUAUAAUUUGGUUUGGACCAGUUUCUUCUCAAAGGGUUGUCUAUUAAUCAUUUUAUUAUGUGUAUACUGCGUUUAAAGAUAUAGAAUCACAUCACAUACUCCA